Messenger RNA from Haliotis rubra (blacklip abalone), 1234 nucleotides. Its product is annotated as sodium- and chloride-dependent glycine transporter 2-like. The transcript is spliced from 8 exons. The coding region runs from base 215 to 1234 and encodes 339 amino acids. Gene Ontology annotation, biological process: sodium ion transmembrane transport. Lineage: Eukaryota; Metazoa; Mollusca; Gastropoda; Lepetellida; Haliotidae. Gene Ontology annotation, cellular component: membrane. The record is from RefSeq and is a predicted model, not a curated record.
AAGUGUUACGUCUGACUGGAAAGUGGCAGGGCUCUGAACUGAAUACAGAACAUUAAUUUCAGACUUCUUCCCCUGAAGUGCUGGAUUUGUUGAAAGUGUGGAUGGGAUGAGGCAAGCCUUUUCUACUCAAUAAUCCGUGGACGGUCACUGUAAGUUGCCACAAGUCGAGAAUACCACUGAUUCGGGAUAAUUGUGAGGAUUAUCUUUUAAAGUCAUGGAUUUACCCCAGGAGGCAGCAACUCAAACUGAUGAUACAAUUACAACAUGCGACGUUACCGACAACACUCAUUCCGACCAUGAUGGGGACGAGGAGCAGGCAAGAGGAAACUGGGGCUCGCAAGUGCAGUACCUUUUGACAGUCGUUGGCUAUUGUGUUGGCCUUUCAAAUGUGUUGCGUUUCCCGUAUAUCUGCAAAACAAAUGGUGGAGGUGCCUUUCUCAUCCCUUACAUCACGUGUCUGCUGCUUUGUGGUUUGCCGCUGUUCUUUCUGGAAGUUGUUAUAGGACAGUUCCACGGGAAAGGUGCCGCUCAUGUGUGGGGUGUAUGUCCCUUGAUAAAAGGCUUGGGGAUCGGCAUGCUUAUCAUUUCCGGCGGGGUGAUAGUUUACUACAGUACCACCUGUGCCUGGGCCGUGUACUACACGAUCUACUCCUGUAGAACAGUUCUUCCCUGGACCAGCUGCGACAACACCUGGAACACUGAGAAUUGUGUUGAAAACAUGAAGCUGAUGACGGCAAAUAGCUUCACCGUGCCAAACGAAACCCGAGUAAAUAAGUCAUUGGCAGUCACCACAAAUUAUGCUGGCAACAGUUUGGAGAAUGAAACCCUAUUCCACACUGCAGCUGAAGAAUUCUGGCAAUACAAAGUCCUCAGCAUCACCUCAGGAAUGGAACACCUGGGAGGCAUCAAGUGGGAACUCGCUCUGUGUCUCCUUGUCACCUGGAUUUUGAUAUUCAGCAGUCUGGCGAAAGGUAUCAAAUCAAUUGGAAAGGUUGUGUACGUGACGGCGACAAUGCCAUAUGUGUUUCUCUUCAUCCUGCUUGUCCGUGGCCUGACUCUACCUGGCGGACCACAAGGCGUUCUGUUCUUCAUCACUCCUGAUUUCAACAAAUUACUGGACGUGCAGGUGUGGGUAACAGCAUGUGUUCAGGUAUUCUUCUCACUGGGGCCAGGAUAUGGAGGUCUUAUAUCAAUGGCUAGCUACAACAACUUUCACAGCAAUUGUUUGAGGUAA